UAGUUUAUUUAUUUCCGCGCGAAAGUUGUCUGUGCCUUGUGUGUGACCAGCGACCGCCUCUAUUUCAUGUCUGCCGUGUUUGCCCAAGAGUACAUUUUUUGAUUUUACUUAUUAACCAUGGCCCAGGCUCGCGUUACAGAUUUUUUCUCUCAGCGAAAGAAAGGAGCGACUGGUUCGGCGAAACAAGCGACGCGUAAUGGUGAUGUGAAUCCUGGCGGGUCAAAAAGCAGCGCCAUAAACACAAGAUCUUCACACCAGGACAUAAUCUUGAGCUCGUCCUCAAGUCAAGUUCACGAUGAGUUUGUGCGAGUCAUCGACGCUGCGGCGGGUUUAUCUACGGACGAGUCGACUACCAGCAAGUUGACUCAAGAUGUCCCCGGCAGUCCCCGGACCCCGGAGCGGCCCUCACCCAACGCAGACCCUGGGGCAGACGUCGUCUCUACAACCGCACAGCACAGCACAGCGAGAAAAAGACGGAAAGUAGAAGUUGAUAAUGUCGGAAAAACGAGACAAACGGCCAGAAAGAAGCUUGUUCUUUCGCAUCCAAAACCACAGGGUCUCUGCAGAGAAGAUAUUACGGCUCUCAAGUCUCGCCUUCAGAGGAUCAAAAAACAAGCUGAAUCAUCUAGUGCUAUAUCGUCGUCUUCGGUUUCACUGACUUUGGAUUCAUCCUCCAAGUCAGUUGUAACCAAAGCGAAGGAACUUGCAGCUAAAGCUAAGUCAAAGAAGGCGAAAGACACCGAGGAAGAAAGGAGACCGAAAGACACACUAGCUCAAGAAAGUAUCCAACAGCCAGCAUACCAGCAGUAUCACAAUUUAGCCCAAGAUACUCCCCCUGGCCUCUCCCUGCCUUAUCAGUUCAAGAUCCUGGCUGAGAUGUUCAGGAGCAUGGACACAGUGGUUGCUAUGCUGUUCAACCGUUCCGAGACAGCUACAUUCUCCAAGAUCAAACGGGGAGUUCAGGAUAUGAUGCACAAGCGCUUUGAAGAACAUCACAUUGGUCAAAUAACGACGGUAUUUCCUAAGGCCUAUACAUUCAGACAGGAAAAGAACAUCCCGACAUUCAACUGCUGCAUUAAGAAGGGCAGCUACCAGCUCACCGUGGAACCUGUCAUUUCUAAUGGUCAACAGGAAGAUAGACCUCUCCUAACAGCCUCUAAUCUUUUGGUAAGAAGACGCACCUUCCAUCAGAACCUGGUUUCUAUUGUUAAACACCACCACAAGGUUUUUCUCUGCUCUUUAGUACCUCCGGUGUGCAUACCAGAAGUCAAACUGACCCGCUGGCACCCUAACUUUAAUGUGGACACUGUGCCAGCUGUGCAGGCAAGCUUACUGCCACAACCCCCUUGCCUUGAGAAACUUGCCACUGCCCAGGAAGUGUUAGACAAAGCCCAUUCUGUCAUUACUCCCAAGAUGGAGAAGGCUCUGGUUUCUCUCGUCCAGAAGGCCGAAGAUAAAAGAGCAGAAUCUAGAGAGACCACUCCACAAAACCUAAACUCCACCCAAACGUCUGUUUCAACACCAAUUCCUAAUUCCCUGAAAGGAGUGUCCCAGUCCUUGUUGAGCAGGAUUCGUGCAAAGGAAGCCCAGAAGCUCCAGGCGGCUAUGACUCGAAACCCUUUUCAAGAGGAGCGCCUCUUGAUGAUGUCACAGCUCGGGGACCUUGCAAGGAUUCUUCGGAAUAUUUUUGUAUCCGAGAAGAAACCUGCAUUAACAAUGGAAGUUGCUUGUAAUCGGACGGCCGGCAGCUUCAGAUCAGCUCUCAGUUCAGGUGCAAUGGAGAAACACAUCCGUUUGCUGGCAGAGCUGACUCCUGAGUGGCUGACUAUCCAUCCAAUCAGGAAGGACUUCUACCUUAAAUUGAACAAGAACAUGGAUCUAAGUGUGGUUCUGGACAAAUUGAACAACAAACUUCGAGAGGAGGAGAGGCGCUAAGGUUUAUAAUCCAACCAAAAUAAUGGAAUUAUUACGACUAUUAUGGUCUGUGGUGCUCCCCAGCAUAUCACUGCUGUAUAACCCAAAAAUAUUCCCCUAUUUGAUGAUCCUUACUGGUUUUAAAGAAUAAUGUGUGUGCAAUGUAAGCUUUUGGCCAAGUGUGUGAAAACAUAAGCCUAAAGGAGGCUUCACUUGGGCCUCAUCAUGCCAUGUUACCGUACUUAAAGUGCAUCAACUCUGCGUGUUGUAAGGCAGUUGUCUAAACAAGGUCUUUUUUUCCCUUGAAGGUGUAAUGACAUGUAAACCAUUCUUUUAUCUGUACUUUGUUGGGUGAGAAUUAUGUCAUCUUUAAUGCACAUGCCUCAUUUAAAACAAAUAAAUGCCUCCUAAAUUGUA
Molecule: messenger RNA, 2331 nt
Organism: Nerophis lumbriciformis (worm pipefish)
Lineage: Eukaryota; Metazoa; Chordata; Actinopteri; Syngnathiformes; Syngnathidae
Gene: cdt1
Product: chromatin licensing and DNA replication factor 1
Biological process (GO): DNA replication checkpoint signaling; DNA replication preinitiation complex assembly; regulation of DNA-templated DNA replication initiation
Cellular component (GO): nucleus
Molecular function (GO): DNA polymerase binding; DNA binding
Source: RefSeq, a predicted model, not a curated record